This is a messenger RNA of Macrosiphum euphorbiae (potato aphid), 1098 nucleotides long. Lineage: Eukaryota; Metazoa; Arthropoda; Insecta; Hemiptera; Aphididae. The record is from the annotation of a GenBank genome assembly.
AUGCUGUCAAAGAAAUGCAUCAAGUACGUUUGCUGGACACUUCUGUUCGCGUUUGUGUUCCUUGGACUGCCAAAAUUCUGUUCGAGCCACGGACACCACCACCACCAUGAUCACGACCAUGACCACCAUACAUCCAAGCCCGUGUCUGCACCAACCGUCGACUCAAUGCUGUGGAUCAAAGCAUUGUCAUCUACCGUGGCUAUUAGUGUGCUGCCGUUUAUUGUGUUGUUCUUCAUACCUAUAAAUAACAAGGACGAACACAAGUCGGUUCUGAAGGUGCUCUUGAGUUUUGCUUCUGGUGGAUUAUUAGGCGAUGCAUUCCUACAUUUAAUCCCACAUUCAUUGUCCACACAUCAUCACGAUCAUGGUGAUCAUCAACACAGUAAUGAUGACCAUCACCAUGAUCAUGAUCAACACUGCAGUGCUGAUUCACAUAGUUCGGAAGGUGGCCAUGACCACGGCAACGAGAUUGGAGUGGGAUUGUGGAUCCUAGCCGGCAUAUUGGUGUUCUUGUUUGUCGAGAAAAUGGUUAGAGUGAUAAAAGGUGGGCAUAGCCAUUCACAUUCGUCUGUACGCCCCAAGGAAAAGCUGAGUGAUGAUGAAGAUGAAGAUAAUGAUAAAAAUGUGCUACUUCCAAUGCCAGAACAAAGUUUAUCAGUAGCUGGAUGGUUAAAUGUUGUUGCUGAUUUUACACACAACUUUACCGACGGACUUGCCAUUGGUGCUGCAUAUUUAGCCGGUCAAAAUAUUGGUAUAGUCACAACAAUAACAGUAUUAUUUCAUGAAAUCCCACAUGAAAUUGGAGAUUAUGCAAUUUUAAUUCAAGAAGGUAGUUCUAAGGCAAAUGCUAUGAAAUGUCAGUUAUUAACUGCAGUAGGUGCUAUUUGCGGAACAUUAGUGUCAUUGACGUUUGGAAAAGAUAGUGAAGUUGCAAAUUCGUGGGUACUACCAUUUACAGCUGGUGGUUUCAUUUAUAUUGCAACUGUGAACGUAAUACCAAGUCUUUUGGAAGACUCGAGUUUCAUACAGUCUAUUAAAGAAAUUUUAGCUUUAUUAGUGGGAGUUUACUUAAUGGUUCUUGUUGCUAAAUAUGAAUAA